GGGGUUGUUAAUUAAAUGAAAUUCUCCAAAGAUGUGUGUGUGACCUCAAAUGCACACUCAAUCAGUAAAUAGCAUUACUUCUGCUGCUCGKCCUAAUGGGAGGCCACUGCUGUGAUCCAUGUAGUGGUGAGAGGAGAUAAAUACAAGUUAAUGCAGCUGUGAAGAUAACUAACUAUUCACAGAGUGACUGCUUCCCUCAAAGUGAAAAAAUAUCCUGGAAUAUCAUGGGUCUCAAUUACUCCACAAAGAUACCUUCACACCUGUGUGCAUUGCUGUUGAUGCACCUGUGUGCAUUGCUCUGAGUUCUCCAGAGGUAUAUGACUGUGAGUGUUACUGUGUGUGUGUUAUUCUGUGUUUUUCCAACAUAUGUCUAUGGGUGUGCAGGUAUCCAAGGGGUGGUGGAGGCCUAUCAGACAUGCCUUCCUAAGCUUCAGCUCUACGGCCCCACCAACAUCGCCCCCAUCAUCCAGAAAGUAGCCAGCUCCGCUUCACAGGAAAUGCACACCAAGGAGGCCAUGCAGUACUUCAUUCUGCUCAUCCUAACGGACGGAGUGAUCACAGACAUGGCAGACACCCGCGAGGCCAUCGUCCAAGCCUCCCACUUGCCAAUGUCCAUCAUCAUUGUAGGCGUGGGAAGUGCUGACUUCAGUGACAUGCAGAUGCUGGAUGGAGAUGACGGGAUCCUUCGCUCGCCCAAGGGGGAGCCCUGCCUACGAGACAUCGUCCAGUUCGUCCCCUUCCGCAACUUCAAACAUGUGAGUCUUUACUGGAACUGGGAGGGUUACCUGAGGAACUG
Salvelinus sp. IW2-2015 is the source of this 796-nucleotide messenger RNA. Its product is annotated as copine-4. Gene Ontology annotation, molecular function: calcium-dependent phospholipid binding. NCBI's taxonomy places the organism in Eukaryota, Metazoa, Chordata, Actinopteri, Salmoniformes, Salmonidae. Gene Ontology annotation, biological process: cellular response to calcium ion. The record is from RefSeq and is a predicted model, not a curated record. Gene Ontology annotation, cellular component: plasma membrane.